Molecule: messenger RNA, 565 nt
Organism: Laetiporus sulphureus 93-53
Lineage: Eukaryota; Fungi; Basidiomycota; Agaricomycetes; Polyporales; Laetiporaceae
Exons: 2
Coding region: 98-424 (108 amino acids)
Source: RefSeq, a predicted model, not a curated record
CCCCGCACAGCGCUUCGACGAGCAGCACGGCAUGCGAACAAAUGUCCCGUUCUAGAGGCGGCGAUGCCCCGAGGCCACAUCCUCUCCAUAUCUUUAAAUGGCCGCGCAUAUCUCAGACGGUAAACUCUCCCCCUUUCUCUUUCUUCCGUCAUCCUCCGCCCCGCGCCCUACUACCCCCGCCGCCCCGCUCCUCGAUCUGUUCCUCCUGAUGUCGAACAAGCCAGACCAGGAGAUCUACCCAACCGACAUCAAGCAUGCGCUCUUUUGUUAUGCGGAGGAGAUGUACCGAUACACGCUGGAGUUGUGGACGGACAUGUCGAGCCGGGUGGAGAGCGUGACAACGUCAGCAAGCCAGUCUCAGUCUCAGCCUGCUGUCGUUUCUGCGGCGCACGAGACAUUGCGGACACGGCAACAAGAUCACUAAUUUGCGACGAUGCUUGACGUCGGCCUGAAACUACUACUUGUACGAUUAAUUCAUUCUCCGUCCGUUCCCUUCGCCGUCCAUUCAUCGCUGUUUUAUUCCGGUACGUGUGUCUUUGCGCUGCGCUUCUGAUGUCCGCGUAUG